Messenger RNA from Anguilla anguilla (European eel), 807 nucleotides. Its product is annotated as protein PET100 homolog, mitochondrial. Gene Ontology annotation, cellular component: mitochondrion; mitochondrial inner membrane. NCBI's taxonomy places the organism in Eukaryota, Metazoa, Chordata, Actinopteri, Anguilliformes, Anguillidae. Bases 70 to 306 code for a protein of 78 amino acids. The record is from RefSeq and is a predicted model, not a curated record. The transcript is spliced from 4 exons. Gene Ontology annotation, biological process: mitochondrial respiratory chain complex IV assembly.
GUAUUCUACAGCAUCAGGCAUCCAAUCCGAAACGCCUUCCUCGGAAGUGUGUUGAAGGUUGACGCUAACAUGGGAGUGAAGAUAGAAAUGUUCCGGAUGAUGCUGUAUCUGUCCUUUCCAGUGGCCAUGUUCUGGAUCUCCAAUCAGGCAGAUUAUUUUGAAGAGUAUGUAGUGAAAAGGAAGAGAGAGAUCUUCCCUCCAGGCGAGAAAAUGCAUAGAAAGGAGCUGGAGGACUUCAAGGAGCGAAUGCGAGAUCGAAAGGAACAGCGCCUGCUGAAACAGGUGGGCAUGCAGUCCGAAGAGUAAAGAGGACCAGGAAGCAGAGGAAGAUGAGGAGGAGGAGGAGGAGGAGGAAGAAGAAAAGGCUGUUUAAUUCCCUUCUGCAGCCAGAAUCCUGUGGUGCAUUCUGUGUCGGGGUGCACUGUGGGAAUGCGCGUUUCAGUUCCGUGUCAAUUCAGGAGAUUAAUUAUUUGAAAGAUCCGCUUAACCCUUUCCUAUAUCAGCUCAUGCUGUGAUCAGAACAGAAAAAUGCUAGGAUUUCAGUGCAGCUACACUUUGUGUAAGUUUGUGUCUAUGUGUGGGUGUGUGUGCGCGCGUGUGUGUGUAUGCAUGUGUGUGUUUGUGUAAGCGUGUGUGCGUGCGUGCGUGCGUGUGUGUGUGUGUGUGUCUGUGUGUGGGUGUGCGUGCGUGCUCAAACCUGCAUGCUCUUGAACCUGGAGAGACAAAAACAUUAAGAUGUAACAUAGAUUCCGUAAAAACACAGGAUGUAAUUUCAAUGGGAAUGCGCUAUUUAUUCUGUUUUCUGUU